AUGCUCUGCCUACUGGUGCUUCUGGCUGGUACUUGUAGCCUUGCUACGAGUAGGACGUUAAAAUAUCGGGUGAAAGAAGAACAAGAAGCGGGCACCGUCAUCGGUUCCCUGAAGGACGAUGCCCGAGACGUUCUCGCCAACCUCCCGAGUUCGGUCCCGCUCCGUUUCCGGGCCGUACAGCGCGGCGGUGCGAGCGCCCUAGCCGUCCGCGAACACGACGGCCAGAUCAGCGUGCGAGGCCGACUCGACCGCGAGAAGCUCUGCGACCGGAACCCGAACUGUUCGGUCGAAUUCGACGUCCUUACCCUGCCGACUGAGCACCUCCAGCUGUUUCACGUUCAGGUCGAGAUCCUAGACGUGAACGACCACGCGCCACGCUUUCCACGACCCCUCGUGCCCCUCGAGAUCUCCGAAACGGCUACGGUCGGAACACGUGUUCCACUAGAUAGCGCUGCUGAUCCUGACGUCGGCGUGAAUGCUUUGAGCACCUACUCCCUCAGUGCGAGCGACACCUUCGGGAUAGACGUCCUCACUGGGACCAACGGCGCCAAGUACGCCGAGCUAGUGGUGCUCAAGGAGCUUGACCGGGAGAUGCGCUCCGGCUACGACCUGCUUCUGACCGCUCUGGACAACGGAACUCCACAGAAAACAGGAACCACGCUGUUAAAGAUCACAAUCGCGGACUCAAACGAUAACAAUCCUGUUUUCACCGAGUCUUCGUAUACAAUCGAAGUUCCUGAGGACUCAGCGCCAGGGGUCUUGCUAAUAGAUCUUAAUGCCACCGAUGCCGACGAGGGCACCAACGCAAAAAUCGUCUACUCGUUCAGCAGCCACGUCUCUCCUAAAGUCAAAGAGACCUUCCGGAUCGAUCCAGAAACGGGUCACUUAACGCUCCUGAAGAAGUUGGACUUCGAGACCGACGAUUCGUUCGACGUGGACGUCCAGGCGCAGGACUCCGGGCCGAACUCGAUGCCGGCGCACUGCAAGAUCACCGUCAAAGUCAAGGACGUCAACGACAACAAACCCGACGUCAGCGUCAGCCUAAUGUCCGACGGGAACGACGAAGACGCCGCGUCCGUCUCGGAAUCGGCCCCUUUGGACACUUUCGUAGCCCUGGUCCGCGUAGACGAUGCGGAUUCGGGGCUGAACGGCGAGGUCGUGUGCCACCUACGAGGACAAGGCCACUUCAAAUUGCAAAAGACGAACGAAAGGAACUACAUGAUCCUGACGAACGCCACGCUAGAUCACGAAACGCAUUCCGAAUACGUGCUCACGCUAAUCGCCGAGGACCGCGGGACGCCGAGUUUGUCCACGAUGAGACACUUUACGGUCCGAGUGCAAGACGAGAACGACAACGCGCCGUAUUUCGACAAGGCCCGUUACGACAUCUUCAAAGAGGAGAACAACUCACCCGGGGCGUAUCUUGCCGCGGUGCACGCCACAGAUCCAGACUUAGGUGAUAACGGUCAUGUUAGCUACUCCAUCUUGGACAGCAUCGUGCACGGAAGCAAUAUCAACACCUACGUCACUGUGGAUCCGUCAAGUGGCACGAUUUACGCCCUGCGCACCUUCGAUCACGAGGAAAUAAGCCAUAUUAGCUUUGAAGUACAGGCCCGUGACUAUGGCAACCCUUCGCUUAGCAGCAACGUCACUGUAGUUCUGAACAUCCUAGAUGUUAACGACAACCGGCCUGUCAUAGUCGCGCCACCUUUACGAAAUCACAGCACUGAAAUACCCGUUUCCAAAAAUUCCGAUUACGGAGAUUUAAUCACGACGGUUUCAGCCACAGACCGCGACUCCGGGGCCAACGGGGAUCUCGUGUGCACCAUCGUCUCCGGAAACGACUUGGGCUACUUCUACAUGGACACGCGCACUUGCGAAAUCCGCACAAACGUGAGCCUACGCGACUUCGCCGGAGAUCACGCCGACCUGACGAUCCUCGUCCAGGAUCAGGGCAGCAAACCCCUCGGGACGAAAGCCGUCCUCCGCCUGGUGCUGGUGGAAAACCCGGAGAACCUGGCCGACCCUCAGGCGGCAGGUGGCGCCAGAGGGAACGUCCUCGACCCUUCGACGAUCAUCAUCAUUUCGUUAGGCGCGGUAUGCGGACUGUUGAUCGUGAUCAUGGCCGCCCUGGCGCUACGCUGCAGCCGGGACAAGAACGACACGCGCUCGUACAACUGCCGCGUCGCCGAGUCGAACUAUCAGCACCGCCCCAGGAAACCGUCCCGCCAGGUCCAUAAAGCCGACAUCACCCUGGUGCCGACGGUCAACGGCGCUCUCCCGGUGCAUCAUCACCACGAGGAGCACAUGGUGCCCAUACAGUCGCUGAACAGUCUCAUCACGGUGUCGGCCAAUCAGAUUCCGGAGAGCUUUGUGCUAGAGCUAACGCACACCACGCCAACCGUGGAGCAAGUUUCACAGCUGCUCUCCCUACUCCAUCAGGGUCAGUAUCAGCCCCGGCCCAGCUUCAGAGGAAACAAACACUCUCGCGGCUACAGAUACACACUACCAGACUUGGAUAAGUUCAGCCUGAAGGACAGUGGGCGGGGCGACAGUGACAGCGACGGCGAGCUCGGCCGUGAUUCGCCCAUCGACCGGUUGCUUGGCGACGGAUUCAGCGAGCUCUUCCACGUUGACACACACAGCCGAGUCCACUCAGCUACAAAGCUGUGUACGGAGGAGUGUCGUGUCCUCGGCCACUCGGAUCAGUGCUGGAUGCCGUCGUUCUCCGUCGAUGAUGAGCGCCGCAGUUUCUCCACCUUCGGUAAAGACGUGGAGGACGAAGAGGAGGACGUGGACGCCGGAGGAGACAAAUCUCUCCUCUCCGACAUCAACUCUGUCUUCCACCGCCUGGUCCCCUCGUCCUACCCCGAGUCCGCCGACGUCACCGAAGGUUCCACCUCCGUCGAAAACAAGAAGUGCCUUCUGCCGGGAAACUUUCAGAACUCUAACAGUCACGGCUCCAUGGCCAAGUGGCUGCCGCCGGUGGAAGAGAUUCCCGAGAACUACGAAGAGGAAGAGAUGGAGAGUGCAGCUGGUCAGUGCAACCACGGCCAAGAAAACGACGACGAGUUCUGUGCUGAAAUCAAUCAACUGCUGCUGGACGUUCGACUGAGCUAAAGUACCAUCGAACCAAACCGAAAAAAAUCACGAGACUGAAA
Molecule: messenger RNA, 3161 nt
Organism: Trichomycterus rosablanca
Lineage: Eukaryota; Metazoa; Chordata; Actinopteri; Siluriformes; Trichomycteridae
Gene: pcdh18a
Product: protocadherin 18a
Exons: 4
Coding region: 1-3120 (1039 amino acids)
Biological process (GO): homophilic cell-cell adhesion
Cellular component (GO): plasma membrane
Molecular function (GO): calcium ion binding
Source: RefSeq, a predicted model, not a curated record